Messenger RNA from Exophiala spinifera, 2295 nucleotides. RefSeq lists its product as uncharacterized. Gene Ontology annotation, biological process: DNA-templated transcription; regulation of DNA-templated transcription. Bases 1 to 2295 code for a protein of 764 amino acids. Lineage: Eukaryota; Fungi; Ascomycota; Eurotiomycetes; Chaetothyriales; Herpotrichiellaceae. Gene Ontology annotation, molecular function: DNA binding; zinc ion binding; DNA-binding transcription factor activity, RNA polymerase II-specific. The transcript is spliced from 3 exons. Gene Ontology annotation, cellular component: nucleus. The record is from RefSeq and is a predicted model, not a curated record.
AUGGCGGCGUUCAAUCCUGACCAGACUUCCCCCGCUCGCGCCUCUGAAGAGAGAGCGUCGUCGGUUUCGGCAAGCGAGGACGAGAAUGACAACGAUACCGUAAGCGGGACUCCGGCCGAUGGCAAAGCGAGCAAGAAACGCAAAAGAUCGCUGAAAAUAUCUUGUGAGCUCUGUAAAACCAGAAAGGUCAAAUGCGACCGUGUCGAGCCGGCAUGUGGCUGGUGUGCACGCAACAAUCGAGUAUGUGUCUACAAAGAAAGGCAAAAGCCCGGUCUGCGUGUUGGCUAUGGUCGCGAGCUCGAGGAGAAAAUUCACCGCCUCGAAGCUCUGCUCCAGCACAUGGGACGGCGGCUUGAAGAACACAUUACCGAGCAUGGCGAUCUGUCUCAAAAUCGACCUGGUUCAGUGCGCAUGACCUCCCAGCCAAUACAAUAUCCAGCAGGCGCACCAAAUGAGCCUCGUCCGUCGAAUGCCAGCAUAGUAUCUCAAGAUACUCCCGGUUCUGAUCCACGGUGGGCUCCUUCGAACGCCUAUGAACGGAUGCAAUACCCUCGACCACAGGAUGCCAUGUCCAUUCGCUCGGUUGUUGACCCGGGGAUGCAGGACAGCGUAUCUCAAAGCGAUCGUGCCGCUUCGACGUCCUGGUUCCCAACAUCCACGCCGGCAGCGUCAGCAUCAGAAUCCGAGCUUCCCCCGUAUGAUCUGUUGUAUACCUUGGUAGACUUGUACUUCAAACACGUUAAUCCUUGGUCGCCCAUUCUCGACCGCAAGAACACAUUUGACGCAUUCUUUGGUUCGCAGUCGAUGGAUGAAUCUGACCGAGUACUCGAACACGCCGUCGUCGCCACAAGUCUACGGUUUUCGAAGGACCCACGCCUUACAGCCGAAUCACGAUCACAGUUUUAUGAAAUCUCACGCCAGAAGAUCAUGCUAUAUGCUCUGGAUCACCCGAACGUGAGAGCUUUGCAAGCAUUGAUCAUCCUUGCUGUUGACGUUCUCGGAACCUCAAACGGCCAACAGGGCUGGAACCUUUUGGCCUUGAUAACUCGGAACAUUGCGCAGCUCGGCUUGGACGAAGAAAAAAGCGCGUACCUGGAGUCGACGACGUAUCCUUCUGCGACACUCCUGCAAGCCUCCAAGCCAAAAAACUGGAUCGAGAGCGAGGAACGUCGGCGCUUGUGCUGGAUGGCGUUUGUGCUUGAUAGGUACGCCACUGUCGCCACUGAAGAUGCGUUCACACUUGAUGAAAGGGAGAUGGAUCGAUGCCUGCCCUGCCGUUAUGACCUCUUUUCGCGUAACGAGCCAGUGGAGACACGAUGGUACAGACGAGGAGCAGUAGGAGAGAUGCUGGUCAACAGACCCGAGAACUUAGGCAGCUUCUCAUACCAUUGCGAGGUCUUGGGGAUUCUUAGCCGCAUUCACCGCUUCCUGCACCAGCCACUUGAUAUCACGAGGCAUUCCGACAUUCAACGAUGGCGCGAGACAUAUCGGGCGCUUGAUGGCGAGCUGAACAACUGGCUCCAAAAUCUGCCCGGUGAAUAUGGAAAAAUCUCUCAACUAUGUCAUUCGGAUCCCGGGAGUCGGAUCUCGAACUGGAUCAUGCUUCAUGCAGCAUUCGUCACGUCAGUUAUUCGCCUCCAUUCAUCUGCGGCAUAUCCGACAGUCAAGUCCCCAGUUUUCACGCCAUCUUACCAUGCCAUACAACGAUGCCUUGGAGCGGUGGAGAGCUUGAGAGAGAUUGCGCAAGACGUCCUCAACACCGGCAUGCUCGCCCUUCUAGGGCACCCCUUUGCCUUUGCAUUGUGGGUUUCGGCUCGACUCUUGCUUGUUCAUGCAGCUACCAUGGAAUGUGAAGUUGAUGCCAAGAUCGGGUUCUUCAUUUCUACACUCGAUCAAAUGGGCCAGCAUUGGCAGGUGGCACGAGACUAUGCAAGAAUAUUGAAUGACGUGCUGCAAGAAGGCAGUAGUGGCGCAGGCAGGACAUUCACGGCAAUGAGAAGGACUGCUUAUGAGCUCAACCUUUUGAUCUUACAACGGCCGCGUUCUGUCUUGGAUGCGCCCACGACACAUAACGCGUCACAAAACGAGAUGGAAUAUCUCGAAAUAUUCGACUUCUUCAACUAUCCACGACUAAAUACGAUUACUGGGAAUGGUUUCGAUCCCUCUGGAAUGAUAUCUCCGAUUGGAAACAAUGCGGGGGCACAACCCCAGCAACUGUCAUAUCGAGCUACACCGGCUUUUGUCAUCCCAAAUCCGGAAUCCGACUGGCUCAUUUUCAAGCCACCAUACGAAUGA